AUGGCUGAGGGAUAUAGGGAGACCGGCAUCAUAGCAUCGGAGGCGGAGGAGAUCUGGGAGGACCAGGUUUCCGCGACCUUUUCCGACGAGGCGCAAGAACUCGGCCUGCAACAGUCGACCUCGCGCUCCCGGCGCCACAGCCGGUCGCCGCGGCGCCACUCCCGCUCGCGCCGCCGCCGCUCACCGUCCGUGGUCAUCACGCGCGCGCCCAUCUACGAGGUGGAGCGCGUGGCGCCGCCCUCCCUGGCGGCCCUGCCCGCCCUCAACCCCCUGGCCCUGCCCAUGGCCGGCAACAUGCCGCUGGCCACCGACCCCUACAAGCUGAUCCCCAACCUGGGCAUGCCCGCGGCACCCCCGCCCCCCGCCACCAACCAGGCCACUCGGCCCCAGCGCCGGCUGUACGUGGGCGGCCUGCCCACGCCCUGCUACGACUUCCAGCUCACCGCCUUCCUGAACCAGGCGCUGGUGGCCUCGGGCAUCUGCUCUCCGCCCCCGGGCCGCAUGCCCAUCAUUGGCUGCCAGCUGACGCAGGAGAAGGGCUUCGCCUUCAUCGAGUUUGCGGAGAUUGCGGACUGCACCGCGGCCGUGCAGCUGGACGGCAUCCCCUACAUGGGCUCCGUGCUCAAGAUCAAGAGGCCCAAGGAGUACCUGGCGUUGCCUUACACAACCCCGGACCCCCCGGCGAUGGGGGCAGCGGUGCUCGCCAACUUCCUGGCCCAGAGCCAGGCGCUCGCGGGGGGCGCUGCCCCAGCUGCAGCUGCCCCUCUGCCGACACAGCCCCCCCCUCCCCAACCCACCGCUGGCAAUAUCUGGCCCUGA
This is a messenger RNA of Auxenochlorella protothecoides, 819 nucleotides long. RefSeq names its product Splicing factor U2AF 65 kDa subunit. The transcript has 3 exons. Gene Ontology annotation, cellular component: commitment complex; nuclear speck; U2AF complex. The record is from RefSeq and is a predicted model, not a curated record. The coding region runs from base 1 to 819 and encodes 272 amino acids. Gene Ontology annotation, molecular function: poly-pyrimidine tract binding; pre-mRNA 3'-splice site binding. Lineage: Eukaryota; Viridiplantae; Chlorophyta; Trebouxiophyceae; Chlorellales; Chlorellaceae.